This is a messenger RNA of Anthonomus grandis grandis, 4351 nucleotides long. RefSeq names its product gem-associated protein 5-like. Bases 207 to 4139 code for a protein of 1310 amino acids. The record is from RefSeq and is a predicted model, not a curated record. The transcript has 18 exons. Gene Ontology annotation, molecular function: protein binding. Lineage: Eukaryota; Metazoa; Arthropoda; Insecta; Coleoptera; Curculionidae.
GACAGACUCCCACCUCAAUUUUUUUUUGUUUUGUUUUACCGGCUAUUUUAUUCCUGAGAUUCAAUUUAUUAUGAUCAAUACUCCUUUAACUCUCAACGUAUAUUUAAACUACUUUUAUUAAUAUUAAACAUACAGCUAGCAGAAUAUUCUAAGGUUAUUGCCACUUUCACCUGGUUUUUCCUUCCAGUCUUCAAGACGAGUCAGCGAUGAACAAGUUACUUAUUCCUUCAUCUCCCAAUUGGUUCCUGUCCGAUAUUCUUGCCUGUGCCCCAGAUAAUACGGUAAUAUGCGGCUCUAGACAGGAUUUGGUUAUUAUAAAACCAACUGAAGACAACAUCCCAGAUGAUAUUUGUUGUAUCGGUAAAGCACAUUCUACCAAAAUUAUAUCCGUGGGUAUAAAUAGAAAUUGGGGACAACCUCAUAAAUAUGCAGUAUCUCUUUCUGAAAACGCCAUUAUAAAGCUCUGGGAUAUAGAAACUUUGGAAAAAAAGUCCUCCCAUAAUAGACAUUUUUUUACAGACACAAAAUCCAAAGUGAUUGGAGCUUGCUUCGCGGGUGACGAUAGGAUAAUAAGUGCCGAAGAUACCGGUACAAUUAUCGUUUGGAAUUUCAUUAAACAUGAAACGAAUGUUAUUAAAUCACUUUUCUCCAAAAUUACAUUGACGUGUUUGUCUGUGUGUCCCUUUGCCACUUGGUUAGUUGCCUUCGGCUUAAAGAGUGGUUUGGUUAUAGUGACUGAUCUAAGAAAAACUGGUAAGAUACUUUACACAUUAAGAGGUCAUGCUAAAGAAGUAAUAUCUCUGGCAUGGUGCCCUGCCCCUGUGAAUGUCUUUCCACUUAAACCAAACAAUAAAGUUGUCGAGAAGCAGCAGGCACAUUUAGAGCUGAAGGAGGAAUCCUCAAGUGUGAACCACUCACAAAUGGAUAUUAAAAGUCCAGAAAAUUCGGAUGAAAAUGAAUUAUUUUUCAGCCCUAAGGCGUUUCCAAACGAGAAUAGAAGAAAACAAAAAUCCCCUAAAAAAGAGCCGCUUGCAGAGGUUGAACCUUUGCCAAUUGAUGGAUUUCAAAAAGCGAAAUCUGGUGACGUAGUGUCUCCCAAACAUUUAGCAAAAAGAAACGAAUUCAAACUAGAUAAUCUUCUGAUGAAAACCCCUGACAAUGACAAAUCAACAAUUAAAAAAGUCGAAUGUCAAAUAAUAGAGCAUCCUAUUUCGGGAGCUAGUAAUUUAGAUAAUUCAGCUUCAGGUGAUGAAAGCAAGCCUUUCUCAUCUGCUAGUAGCUGUGGAAAUUCAACUUGUUCUAAAAAAUCAGAAGCGUUCUUCACUCCAGGAGAAUCUGAAGGUGCUGGCAACCUGUCAGAUACCAACGAAGUUUUUCAUGAUGCAACUAAUGCGAUAGUUAAGGAUGUUGACAAGGGUGAUUCCGAGGAGCAUGUAGAGAAUUGGAGGGUUAAGGAAGCAUAUGUUGAACCUGAAGAAGAAGAACCAAGGAAAGAAUUUUUGUUGGCAUCGUCUGCUAGAGAACCAAACAUAUACAUUUGGCGGGCCGGUACAGACGGAAGAAUGCAGACGUUCCUAACGGUACCAAAUAGGCCGAUGCCAAAAAAGCAAAAAAGCUCCUCCGAUAAAUUAUGGAUUACCUUAUGUUGGGUCACCCCUACGAAAUUAUUAUCCUCUUCGAGAAAUGCCGAUCUGCUUCUGUGGACUUUACCCAGACCGAUGGUUCAGGCCAAAUUCGUUCGAAAAAUCCACAGGGAUCAUUGGUCCGUUUUGUUCAGCAUUAAAGCGCCUAUAGUCUAUUUAAACGAAUACAAUUUCUUGCAAAGUCGCGAAUUGAACGCGUGGACCACGGGGAUGGACAGGCAACUUAUCAAUACAAAUAUUGAUAAUUUAAAAAAAUUGGCUUGCUAUCCUGCCUUUGGAGGUAGCAUUAAUUGCCUCGUAGGAUCACCAUUAGAUCCAAAUAGAUUGGCAAUAGGUACAGGCGAAGGAGUUGUAAAUGUAUGGGAUUUAAGUAGAAACGAGACGAAAAAUAUAUCGUUUUCGACUUUUUACCUAAAAAUUUUGAGCUCGGUAACUGCUUUAGCCUGGCAUCCUUCUAUUGAAUCUUCACUGGCUUGGGGCACUACAGAAGGGCGGAUCGGUAUUCAGGACGUCACAAACAAAUCCAAAGGUCCCAAAGUGCUGCCGCACUUCUUUAAAUCCCAAAUUUUCAAACUUGAAUGGGGUCCUUCGACGGACAAUCCCAAAUCGAGAAAACUGUUUGCCGUUAGCGAAAGCAAAAUCGCGAUUUUCGACAUUGCGACCAACGAGAAAGUGGAUCCCGUGUUGCUAGACUUACCGGACGAUACCUCGGUGUACACCAUGGCUUGGAAGCCCGAUUACAGUAUGCUUUUAGUGUCUUCUAAAACAGGCACGCUAAUUUCAUAUACACCGGAGUUACUGAUAUCGGACAUAACAUAUAAUACGCAUAAGAUACAGUCGAUUAUUUGGCAUCCGGAUGCGGCGAGCGAUGACGCUUCCGAAUCUAAAUAUUGCAAAACGUUUGUUUCUGUUAUUAAGAACUCCGAGUUCGCCGUGUUUGACUUAAAUGUACCAAUAAAGGAUGUAAUUAAGACCACGACGUUUGAAAAUCGAGGAGCUAGAAUAAAUGAUAUCGCUUGGAGUCCUUAUAAUGGAAGUCAGUUAGUUGUUGCUGAUGAUGCAGGGGUUGCACAGAUUUACGAUAUAGAAACGAAAGUUUUAUUAUCUACUUAUAUGAAUCCAACACUUGAUCCCUUACUGUCAGUUCACUGGAGUCCAGUUGAUUCAGAUUAUGUCAUCGUAGGCACGCAGGCUCACAGGCUGGCUAUUUGGAAGAUUUCGGAAAAUCCUCCCCUGGAAGAAAAAGUACUUACCUCUCAAAGAAAUAAAAUUUCAAAAGCCCAACAGAAAGAAGUAAGUGACCAACUGAUUAAAGAGAAAGAAGAACCAAUAGUACCACCAGCGGAAUUAAAAAAACCUGCGACCGAAAAAAUUCAACUUGCGCCACUGUUUUAUGCUAUGAAGAAUAAUCCGGUAACGGAUUUAGAAAAGCUUUUGGACUUUAAACUAGGCAAACUAGCUACCGAGUCUCCUAUAUGCGAUAAUGAUGCAACUGUAGAUAUUUUAGACGUUUUCGGAAAUUCAGGUGAUAUGGUGAAAGUGUUUAAUCUCAACCAACGGACGCUUAGAAAACAAGGAAAACACCGCCAAGGGAAUAUAUUAGCGUUGUUUCAAGGUGACAUCAGUACAGUCGUUAAAGAAGCCAUUGAGCAGAGACGUGUCGAUCCUUGGAUUAUAAGUUUUUGUCCUAUGGUCUCGCCCAAACUCUGGCAAAGCGCAUGCGAAACGUAUGUCUCUCAGCUUCUAGAGGAGCCUGAGGCAGACCCAAUGGAGAUAGUCAUGUACCAGUUGGCAUGUCACCAGGUUGAGGAAGCUGUCAAGGUGCUUUGCGAUCAUCAUUUGUAUAGGGAAGCUUACUUGUUGGCUAAAGGACGAUUCGGUGGAGAGAGUCCUAUUGUCAUAGACGUGAUGAGACAGUGGGCCAAGAAUAACGUUCUAGUGGGGUGUUUUGAGUUAGCGGCAGCUUGCUACAUCUCACUGGGCAAUUACGAAGAAGCUGCCACCGUGCUCUACCGAAGAUCGAACGUACAAGUGUUGGAAUUAGCCAAAAGGUUGGCCAAAUUGUGUGAUAACCAGGAACUGCAAAAGGCCGUUACAUUUAGGCUCGACGCUUUUAAAACAGUUAGGACCGAAAAUGAGAAUGCCUCCAAACCUGAUAUUUGCCAAAAUAACGACAAAUCUAAAGAAGAAAACGAAGAAACACAGAAGGGCCAAGGUGAUGAAUCCUUAGAGAGGACCGAUAUAGAAGAAAACAGCCUUAAAAGUUAUAAUUUGAACACUUCUAACAUACCAAAUGACCAAAAGGAUCAAAUUCCGCAAAUUGAAAAUGUAGAAAAUUCAGAAUCAGAGAAUAUAUAUGAAGAUAAAACGGUUUCCGUUUCUGAUUCUUCAAAGGACAAUAGUAAAACUAUUGACGUAAAAAUUGAAGAAGCAAACCAGACGCAAGAAGUUGUAACGUUAAACGGAGCAGAAGUAAAAGGUGUCAAUGAACAUUAAAAUGUUCCUUCUAAAGAAAUUCAUUGAUAACUUUUAAUUGGAAUUUUAUUAAGUUGUUUUUGGGUAAGAUGAAUUACGAAGUUAACUGUUUCGGUUUGUUUGCUAAAAAUAAGAAAAUAUUUCUUUUAGGUAGUUAAUAAUGGAAAGAUCUGUAAUUUUUAUUAAAAAAAAAACUGAUUUAUUUUUCUUAUUACAAUUUUCUGUUACGAAAA